AUGAAUUAAUUGUAUAAGCUUACACCUCAAGAGUUGGCAAUUAGAAAGGACAUUGUUGUGCUUAGUGAUAAAGGAUUGCGAUUCAGGGAAGAGAUUAAAUCGUAAGGUCAAUUCGAUUUAGAUGAUUUCCAUUUGCCUCAAAGUAAUUCUGCCAUUUUAGGGGUCUAGUCAAUUCAUAGAAAGAUAAGCCAUAUACAAGAAGGUCUGUGCUCCAAGGAGAGAAACCAGUUGAACUGCUGCUUGCUGAUUUGAAGAAAGAAUUAAAUGUCAGUAGACCAUAUAUGGAGAAAGCUUUGGAGAAAAUGACAGCCAAGAUAACUUAAGAGAAGCCAUCUGCAGCUAUAAACAAUAAAUUGCAAAAACUAUAUUAAGAACUCGAUAGACAUACCCGAUUGUUAGAGAAGAAGAAAGUGAAGUUUCAAAAGAAGCCAAUUGAGUAGUAGAUGUAGGAUCAAACUUCAAUUUUGGAAGAGUCAGAAUUUCAAGAUAAAGUGGCAUCUCUUAAUGCUUUAGAAGCAAGAAUAUGGAGAAUGCAAUAAAACUAUUAAAAUGAAAUAUAAAUCCGAGAGGACACUUUGAAAGUAGAUAUAACUAUCUUACUUGUAGAAAGUUAAGCAGAACCUAAAUUCGAUGAGGAUUUAAAAGGAGGCUGAAAUUGAAUAGGUUCCAGUCCCUGUUUAAGUGGAGCAGCUUUAAUAAUCUUAAUAUCUGGAUAGGAAGUCAACUAGGCUUAAGGAUUAUUAAAAAUAUAAAUUUGAAGUAACCAAAGUUAGUAUUUAUAGAAAAACUGGAAUAGACAGCCUCCUCCAACCUAUACUUCUAAGUAAGCAUUGAUUGAGGAAGAAAGGAAAAGAUAACUACAAUAAAUAAAAGAAUAAUAAGAAUAUGAGUAAGAGUUGUUACGAAGGAAUGGACAUGCAAACAAUAACAUAGUGUCUAAUCAUACUGAUCAUGAAUAAUGA
Paramecium octaurelia is the source of this 962-nucleotide messenger RNA. Lineage: Eukaryota; Ciliophora; Oligohymenophorea; Peniculida; Parameciidae. The record is from the annotation of a GenBank genome assembly.